Laetiporus sulphureus 93-53 is the source of this 3505-nucleotide messenger RNA. Its product is annotated as putative aminoadipate reductase. The transcript is spliced from 14 exons. The record is from RefSeq and is a predicted model, not a curated record. NCBI's taxonomy places the organism in Eukaryota, Fungi, Basidiomycota, Agaricomycetes, Polyporales, Laetiporaceae. The coding region runs from base 68 to 3322 and encodes 1084 amino acids. Gene Ontology annotation, molecular function: phosphopantetheine binding.
CGAACGGGUAUGAAUUCUCACACCAUAGCUUUGAGAAGGUCCUUCGAUAGACACACUAUCGUGCAGCAUGGCUGUCAUCGAUAUGCUCCUUUGCCCUCCUCUUGACGGCACAGUCUCUGUACUCCCCGGCUUCUUGGAUUUUCAUGCGCACUACAAUCCCACUGUCUCGUUGUUUGAGUUGGUGUCUGACGACGAGCACAACGACGAUGCGACAAUUAGUUUCCAGCAAUUCGCUCACGCCACGCACCGGAUCGCCCAUAUCUUCCACCCACUUCGGCCUAGCUCUGGCCGGAUUGUGGUUGCUCUGUUGAUCAGCAGUGAUGGUCUCCUUCAUCAUGCUCUGUUGGUGGGCUUGAUUCGUGCUGGUAUCAUCCCAUUUCCCAUGAUGCCGCGCAACUCGGCUCCUGCCAUUAUCAGCAUGCUCGAGCGGACUGAUUGCCAUCACAUCAUCUCCCAACCCGCUUUUGCACCCCUCAUCGCUGCCAUUCGAUCGACAAACACUGAUUAUAUCAUCCACCUCCACGACCUGCCAGCGAUCUCAGCUAUCUUUCCGGAGCUUAUUCAAAAAGCUAAUGCUACGGUUCCCGAACCAUACCCAUUAUCUCAACUUGCAGUUGCUCCCUUGGACAUUGUAUUCUAUCUGCAUUCGUCUGGAUCGACAGGCCUUCCCAAACCGAUACCUCUGUCUCAAAGGGACAUUCUUUCCUGGUGUUGUAGUUCGUCUCACAUAGAUGCUCGAGAUCAUGGGCUGCAUUGGGGUGCUAUGUCGCUCCCAGCCUUCCACAUGCUUGGAAUCAUCAUUGGACUUUUCACGCCCCUGAUGUCCGGCCGGAGCUCUGCCCUGUUUCUUCCCCGUGCUCAUCGGUCGCUGCCGCCGGUGAUCCCAACUCCGGAAAAUACCAUCACAGCAGCACGCCAUGCACAUAUUGAUAUUCUAAUGGUCGUUCCUACAUUUCUCGAAGCUUGGGCCAAAGAUGAUGGGAGCGUGCGAUAUUUGUCCUCACUAUCUGCAGUGACGUUUAGCGGUGGUCCUGUAAGCAACGCAUCUGGUACACGACUCGCGGCUGCAGGCGUUAAUCUGUAUUCCAUCUACGGGGGCACGGAAUUUGGCGCGCCUGUGCGUAUCUUCGACUUAGAUGAUGAUCCCCACAACAUAAGAGACGCCAAGAAGAAGACGCGCUUGGAUUGGAACUACAUGCAAUUUUACGAGAAGUGCAUGCCGCGCUGGGUGCCCGAGGUUAACGGCCUGUACGAGUUGCAACUGCUGUCUUGUCCAGGACAUUCAUUAAGCGUGGAGAACCUGCCGAAUGGCGAAUGUGGUUAUGCUACAUCUGAUCUAUGGGAGCCACAUCCUUCAAAGCCGGGACUUUGGCGGAUUGUUGGUCGUAAGGAUGAUAUCAUCGUGCUCAGCACAGGAGAGAAGGUCUCGGCAGAGCAAGAACGCACUAUUUGUUCCAGCCCAAUGGUGGGUGGAGCCCUCAUGUUUGGCAGGGGCCAUGCGCACCUCGGGGUGCUUGUAGAGCCUCACCCGAGCGAAGUGGUUGUUCCUCAGGACGAAUCGGCGCUUGCAAAAUUGCGGAAUGCCCUAUGGCCGUACGUAGAAGAGGCGAAUCGCAUGAUGCCAGCGUUCGCUCGCAUUUACAAGGAGAUGAUUUUGGUGACUGAUCCUUCUCGUCCCCUCGUCCGUGCCGGGAAGGGAACAGUUAUACGCGCACCAUCGCUUGCGCUCUACGAAACAGAGAUUGAAGCGCUGUAUAAAGCUGUGGAGGAAAGUUCAAAUCUCAUAGACGUUGAGUCACCUCGCUCGUGGACGGAAUCAGAAGUUGCAGAGUGGUUGGCCAUCCAAGCGACAUCGGUAAACAACCAUCACACGGUCACGAAGUCCAAAGACCUUUUCGAGCAAGGAUUUGAUAGUCUCAGUGCAACGCUCCUUCGUAACAGAAUCAUAGGCGCACUGAGUGCGUCAUCCGAUGUUGCUGCAAAUACCGCCUCCCGUGAGAUCCACUCCGAUUUCGUUUUUUCUUACCCUACGAUAGGCGAACUCGCUGCUGCAAUUUCCAAUCUAGUAAACCCGGGGAGUCCAACACGGCUAGCCGUAAAAUCUCCAGUGCAACACAUGACCAUGUUGAUACAGAAACACGCUGCUGAUUUGACACCGGCACCAAACCUCGACGACGUUGAUGGUGCAGGCCGUAGGAUAAUUAUGAUUACAGGAACGACGGGUACCCUGGGUGCACAUGUUCUUGCUGCAUCUCUUGUGGAUGAGCGUGUGGCUCGGAUAAUUGCGGUCAAUCGUGGCUCAUCGCUGCUUGAACGGCAUAGGAAGGCCUUCGAGGCUGCAAGGCUUCCCCUCGAUAUUCUCUCAAACAAAAAGCUCUCCUUUUUGGGUUGCGACUUUGAUCAAGACGACCUUGGAUUGGACUGCGCUACAGUGAAGGAGCUUCGUUCAACUGUGACACAUGUUGUGCAUUCCGCGUGGCGGCUGGACUUCAACCUGAGCCUUUCUUCUUUCGAAGGGCAUAUCAGUGCUGUGGUGCGGCUCAUGAAGACGCUCCCCAGAGCGCACUUAAUCUUCACAUCCUCUGUCUCCGCCGUGCAGUCAUGGAACAUUUCGGAACAAGGGCUGUCUGUACCAGAAGUGCCGAUCGAGGACCCGACAGUCGCUAUAGGGACUGGAUAUGGGAUGUCCAAAUAUGUGGUGGAACAAAUACUUUCCAAGGCAAGCAACAUUGGAUGGCACACCACUACUGUUCGCAUUGGGCAAAUAUGCGGCUCAGUUGAGACCGGUGCAUGGAAAUCAUCAGAGUGGGUGCCAAGUCUCCUGAAAUCCAGCAUUGCAUUAGGCUGCCUGCCCAUAAUGGAAGGGACGGUGUCAUGGAUCCCAAUGCCAGCAGUUGCGCUUAGCGUCAUAGACGUCGUGAUGACAGAGAAAUAUCCUGUGCUGGUCAACUUGUCUCAUCCGCGUCCAACUCCGUCACACGAUGUGUUCCAUGCCUUCAACUCUGCUCUCGGUCUCGGACUACCCUUCGUAUCCAUGGAACGAUGGGUGUUGAAGCUCGAACAGUUCGCAAAACGUCCAUCUGCGAAGGAUAUUUCUGACAUGCCUGGCAUCAAGCUGCUUGACUUUUUCCGAGCUCUCACAAUGCGAAUGAAACAGACAAAAGAUGCUCAAACGAUCUCAUACGAGAUGGGCGGACUCCCCUUACUCGCAACCUCCGAGGCGUCACAAUUAUGUCCUACUGUUAGGGAUUUGAGACCUCUGUGCCCGGAGUAUGCUACAGCCUGGGUGAAGUUUUGGAGGAACGAGGGCUUCAUUGUAUGACAUUGAUUGGGUAAUCAAAUCCACGGAUCAGACCAGUUGGGAUGUCUGAGGGGUUCUCACAUUCUAUCGGUUGCCGGAAUUGAUGAACAAUGGUAGAACUUCAACCACAUGCUCGCGCGGUACGGAUUCGCGAACCCACGUUGAAUUGCCUUCUAUCGUGUAUCAGAGAAUCGUAGGUGCCGU